UCUUCCCAUCCGCGGAGUGGGCGGCGGGACGUGCGCCAGCCAUGCCGGGGAUGGUGCUGUUCGGCCGGCGCUGGGCCAUAGCCAGCGAUGACUUGGUGUUCCCGGGGGUCUUCGAGCUGUUUCUCCGGGUGCUGUGGUGGCUUGGCAGUCUGACUUUGUACCUCAUGCACAGAGGGAAGCUGGACUGUGCUGGAGGAGUCUUGCUCAGCACCUACUUGAUUGUGCUCCUCGUUCUCCUGGCAGUUAUCAUAUGUAUUGUGUUGGCCAUCGUGUGUGUCAGCAUGAAAGGAACCAUUUGUAACCCUGGACCGCGGAAGUCUAUGUCUAAACUGCUGUACAUCCGCCUGGCGCUCUUCCUGCCAGAGAUGGUCUGGGCUUCGCUGGGGGCCGCCUGGGUAGCGGAAGGCAUUCAGUGUGACAGGACAGUUGUGAAUGGCAUCAUUGCAACCGUCGUCGUCAGUUGGAUCAUCAUUGCUGCCACUGUGGUCACCAUUGUCGUUGUUUUUGACCCCCUGGGGGGUAAAAUGGCUCCACCUUCCUCCAUUGGCCCUGGCCACCUGGAUAGUAAUGAGUCGAGCCAGUUAUUUAAUGGCCUCAAGACAGCAGCCACAAGCGUGUGGGAAACCAGAGUGAAGUUCUUAUGCUGUUGCAUCAGGAAUGAUGACCACACUCGAGUUGCAUUUUCUAGUACGGCAGAGCUUUUCUCAACCUACUUUUCAGAUACAGACCUGGUGCCCAGCGACAUCGCAGCAGGCCUUGCCCUUCUCCAUCAACAGCAGGGUAAUGUCAGUGUCUUGCGGGAGUCUCGAGAGGCAGCCACCUACUCCCCAGGAAAUUCUCAGGAGGCUGAUUUGGAUGCAGAGUUGGAAAACUGUCAUCAUUUCAUGCAGUUUGCAGCGGCUGCCUAUGGGUGGCCCCUCUACAUCUACAGAAACCCAUUCACAGGGCUGUGCAAGAUUGGUGGCGACUGUUGCAGAAGCGCAACAACAGAGUACGACUUGGUUGGAGGUGACCAGCUCAGCUGCCAUUUUGGUUCCAUCCUGAAAACCACAGGGCUGCAGUACAGGGACUUUAUCCAUGUCAGCUUUCACGACAAGGUAUACGAGCUGCCCUUCUUAGUGGCUCUGGAUCACAGGAAGGAGGCUGUUGUGGUUGCUGUGAGAGGGACCAUGUCUCUCCAGGACAUCCUGACCGACCUGUCUGCAGAGAGUGAGAGCCUGGAGCUGGACACCGACAUGGAGGACUGUGUGGCCCACAAGGGUAUCUCUCAGGCUGCCAGAUAUAUUUACCGAAGACUCAUCAACGAUGGGAUUCUGAGCCAAGCAUUCAGCAUCGUACCUGAGUACCGGCUCGUCCUCGUAGGGCACAGCCUGGGUGCUGGAGCUGCGGCCCUGUUAGCCAUCAUGCUCCGGAGCGCCUACCCACAAGUCCGCGCUUACGCCUUCUCCCCACCCAGGGGGCUGUUGAGCAAAUCCCUUUACGAGUUCUCCAAGGACUUCAUUGUGUCACUUGUCCUAGGAAUGGAUGUGAUUCCCAGGUUAAGUGUGACCAACAUGGAGGAUCUGAAGAAAAGGAUCUUGCGAGUGAUAGCUCACUGCAAUAAGCCGAAGUACAAGAUCCUGCUGCGCGGCUGUUGGUAUGGACUGUUCGGGGGGAACCCAGAUAACUUUCCAACCGAACUGGAUGGGGGUGACCAGGAAGCCCUGGCGCAGCCUCUUCUUGGGGAGCAGAGUCUGCUGACACGCUGUUCCCCAGGCUACAGUUUCUCCAGCGACUCACCCCUGGACUCUCCUACCAAGUACCCCCAUCUGUACCCUCCUGGCAGGAUCAUCCACCUGGAGGAGGAGGGCAGCUCAGGGAGGUGUGGCUGCUGUUCUGCUGCUCAGUACAGGGCGAGGUGGUCACACGAAGCAGAAUUUGGCAGAAUACUCAUAGGCCCAAAGAUGCUGACAGACCACAUGCCAGACAUCCUGAUGCGAGCCCUGGACACUGUGGUCACUGACAGAGCAGCCUGCCUCUCCUGCCCAGGACAAGGUGGCUCAAACGUGGACAUGGUGUGACUAGGCCUACAAACUGCCCCAGCACAUAGAACAUGCGCCUUGUUUGUUAAGACUUGCUGAAUGUGAAUGGCUUCUGUGAGGCCAGCACACUGGUGUCCAUCAACAGGAAGCUGAUGGUCACAGUCCAGUGGACUUCAGAGUGACUGAGCAGUCUGUAGCAAGUACUUUGACCAUAGCAUUAACAGGCUCAGGUGCGAGUCACGUGGACAAAGCUCUCCUCGAUGCCUGAGCUCUGCCCCAGAAUCCAGCAGCACCAUCACCUCGUCUCCACGCCCGCCCAGGGUUGUCCUACAGUAGAGUCUGCACUUGAAUGACAGGAGGGCAGUUUACGACUAAGCUUGGUCCACACUGAGCCGAGGGGAGGCCCCGCCCCGCCCCGCCCCUCUGUGUACAAGGCUGUGGGGCUCUAUCUCUGCUGUUUGGUGGCUCAGGCAACUCCAGUUCAUUGUUUUCGUGUGUUCUGGUUCUGAUGCUGCAGAUGAGCUCAGAGGGAACCUUUUUAAAAGUAACUUCCACACUGCAAAUGUCUAUGCAUAAUGUUUCCAGGAACUUUUAUAGCAGUUACCCAAGCUAGCUAGCCCCAAACUUCUAUCCCCCUACCUCAAUCUCCCAGUGCUGGGAUUACACCUGGCUAGCAAGAUACUUUAUCCACCCCCCCCCCCAUCUAUGUAAACACCAAAAAACGUUUUACUCACAUUCUGGUCGGUGACUUAAGAACUUAAGAUUGUAUGAGAGCUGGAUUCACCCACCAGAAGCUCAAUAAAAUGGCAAUAAAAGGACUUCUCUAAAGAGCAUUAACUUGGGUGCUGGAGAGAUGGCUUAGUGGUUAAGGUGGUUGCCUGCGAAGCUUCAGGUUCAAUUCCUGAACACCCAUAUAAAGCCAGAUGUACAAAGCAGUGCACAUGCCUGGAGUCUUUGCAGUGGCUGGAGGGCCUGCCACACCCAUUCUCUCUUCUCUCUCUGCUUAUAAAUAAGAAGCAUUAAUGUAUCCACAAGGAUGAGGAAAGGGAGAGAGAAGCAAUCCAGUAGCUGGAGAAUGAAUCACAGUGGAAAAGAGAAUGCUAACCAGCUAGUGGCUGACAGCCGAGUGCUAAGUGGCGACUGAUCCAUCUGUAAUCCUCAGAGGGAACUUGGACCUCGAGAUAAACCUUGUGUCACAUUUGUGGACUGCUCUGAUAAACCUGCAAAGGGACAUAUUCAAAUAAAGCUUCUACUAAAAUGC
This is a messenger RNA of Jaculus jaculus (lesser Egyptian jerboa), 3282 nucleotides long. It is a transcript of the gene Daglb, whose product is annotated as diacylglycerol lipase beta. Gene Ontology annotation, biological process: lipid metabolic process. NCBI's taxonomy places the organism in Eukaryota, Metazoa, Chordata, Mammalia, Rodentia, Dipodidae. The record is from RefSeq and is a predicted model, not a curated record. The transcript is spliced from 15 exons. Bases 42 to 2060 code for a protein of 672 amino acids.